UUAUUAAUCUGACCCAAAUUCUCCAUUUUGGUACACGCCAAAGCCUUCCAUUUCGCCGGAUUGAAAGAGCCAUCAAUCACUAUGAUCUCUUUCUUAGAAAAGAAAUUGCGUAAAUUCUGCGUUUUUCUCUCCCAUGCUUUCCGUUGGUCAACAACCAACUAAAGUGCUCUAUACUUCUUCACUACUCGUACAGGGAAGGUGGAAGAAAUUCAGUCUCUCUUUUUUUUGGGGGGAGCAGAGCAGUCAAAGAAUGAACCAAACCAAAUGAUUGUUCUAGAAUGGCUAUUCCUCACAAUUGCUCCUUGUGAUGCAGCGGAACCAUGGCAAUUAGGAUCUCAAGACGCAGCAACACCUAUAAUGCAAGGAAUAACAGACUUACAUCACGAUGUCUUUUUCUUCGUUAUUCUGAUUUUGGUUUUCGUAUCAUGGAUCUUGGGUCGCGCUUUAUGGCAUUUCCACUAUCAAAAAAAUCCAAUCCCGCAAAGGAUUGUUCAUGGAACUACUAUCGAGAUUCUUCGGACCAUAUUUCCUAGUAUCAUCCCUAUGUUCAUUGCUAUACCAUCAUUUGCUCUGUUAUACUCAAUGGACGAGGUAGUAGUAGAUCCAGCCAUUACUAUAAAAGCUAUUGGACAUCAAUGGUAUCGGACUUAUGAGUAUUCGGACUAUAACAGUUCCGAUGAACAGUCACUCACUUUUGACAGUUAUACGAUUCCAGAAGAUGAUCUAGAAUUGGGUCAAUCACGUUUAUUAGAAGUCGACAAUAGAGUGGUUCUACCAGCAAAAAGUUAUAUACGUUUUAUUGUAACAUCUGCUGAUGUACCUCAUAGUUGGGCUGUACCUUCCUUAGGUGUCAAAUGUGAUGCUGUACCUGGUCGUUUAAAUCAGACCUCUAUUUCGGUACAACGAGAAGGAGUUUACUAUGGUCAGUGCAGUGAGAUUUGUGGAACUAAUCAUGCCUUUAUGCCUAUCGUCGUAGAAGCUGUUCCUAGGAAAGAUUAUGGGUCUCGGGUAUCCAAUCAAUUAAUCCCACAAAGCCCGGAAGCUUAAGCGGAAAUGAAAGAGGAGGGUGAGGGAAGCCACUAAAUUGAGGGCUUCGCUCGCUCGCUCUAACGCUCCUUUAGUAGACAGCGAGUGGAGUGCAUAAGCCCCUUUAGAGAUAGGGGUGAGUACUACACGAGCUCGUAAGUCAAGUACGGAACGAGCCUUGUCUACGAAGCAGAGCGACCUCAUCUUGUUUGCUUCUGGCGAAGCUUCUAGCUAUAAAUAAUAGGAAUUCUGGUAUGGCAGGAAUACUGUCGACCAUUACGAGCGAUAGCGAAGCCAAGCCGUAUAAAGGCGAGCAGCCCUUAUAGCAAUAGCAAACGGCCUACUUAUAGCCUAUCAACAGGUCAGUCAAUAUCAGUAGGGGCCCUCUUGCCUAACGGAGUCAGCCCAACAUGGACAAUGAUAGGCAGACCAAAGAUUUACGCAGUCCUUGCGUGCUUGCUUUGCGCACUGGCAUAGCAGAAUUCUAAUCCGCUGGCUCAGAUGAGUGGCUCUUGGCUUCGUAAACAUAUCCAUGUUCUUGCUUUUUCACUACCAAUGAGUAGGCAGCUUUGGAUGCUUAUGGAGAUAUGGCUUUGGUAAAGAUCUGCUUAGCGUGUGCUUUCUCGGGUGCUACAACGAAUAGAGAUAGUCAGACUCUAACUUGAGAAUGUUAUAGCGCUGUGAAAUAAGGACAUUCUGAUCGACCCGAUUGGCUCUCGUUCUGGUUUGGCGGAAAGGUGAAAAGCACAAAAUCCUUCUUCCUGGUUGGUGUACUAGGGCGAGGCGAAUCCCAACCCCUUCGUUAGCUAGCUUAGCUUUCCCUCUUUUCAAUCUAUAUCAGAUCCUCCAUUACUUCUUCGCCAAUACCUUUUAGCUUUCCUUUAGCUGCUACUUUUUCCCAGUCCACGCCCAAUCAGAGUAGUCAGUGUGCCUGCUCCGUCCUUCUUUGACGAAAUGGAUGCUGUAGGAGAGGUUGGGAAGGAGGGACUUCGCUAAAGAUGGUCUGUGCGCGAGGAAGGUCUUUUUCCUUUCUCCUUCCAUUGCUUGACUAGGUUCGCUUUGCAAGGAAGGGAAGGCAUCCGUGCAGGUAGAAAAAGGCGGAGGUCAAGCUAUGGGCACAAGGAGGUAAGGUAUAGUAAGUUACUUCUUCGUCUUUUGCUUGUCAUUGGAUUGGAAGCCGCAGGCGAUGCCUUCUUGCUUGUGUAGUUGGCCUUGCCUGCUUAGUGCGGAAGUGCGUAAAGUAGGCUCAUUCUUUGGUUUCUAAAGAUCUUGUAGUAGCCGAAGGUAGUCCGCCUGUUAGAUUGAAUUGAAUCUUAUAUAACAACCGGGGCCUUAUUAAUUUAGAGACUUUCUCAAUAGUAUAAGUGGACCUCUCAAAGGUAUAAGUAGACAUUAGUCUUGCUGGUUCGGGCGGUAAGGCCCUCGGUAAGCUCGGGUUAGCCUGUCAGGGUGAAUGCAGGUAGUGGAUGUAGCUUUUCUUCUGAAGCGUCUUAGUUCGUAGCUGCCGAAGUGUAGCAUUGAGGUGAGGAGCGCGCUAGCUAGGUGGAGUCUCCUUUCGGAACUACUUCUUUUCCUUUCUCUCUCUGCUAUCCCAUCCACUGAACUGUCAGUAUCGAGACAAGUUCGGAAUGUUGGCUGAGCGUAGACUAGUCUGUUCAGGCAGUCACAGGCUUGCUAAAGCUAAAAACGGAACGACGCUUCUCACUGACUACAUCAGAAGCGAAAUCCUCAACUUCAAAUACAAUGCGAGCUGGAACGGGGUUACCUUAGCUACUGUGGUGUACAUAUGCCAGGAAUCACACCAUAGCCGGAGUCGAUCGAGUGAGGAUAAACCUACCUACCUUGGGGAAGGGCCAGAUCUUGAUGUAGAAAGGAGCUCUCAAGCUGAGGCGGAGAAGAAAGCUUACGAUUCUGUUGGUGUGAAGUGAGCUCUAACAAUCGAAGCGGCUAAAGGAGCCUGCUUUGCUGACCCUACGAGGAAGUGUUGCUCAUUAAAGUCAGCUUCAAACUUCCGGUAACCGCUUAUCCCAAGGUAGGUGGGCUUAGAUAAGAAAUAUAGGCAUUUUUCUCUAUAUCAAUCCUUCGAUAAAGCACUCAAACCAACGAGUAAGGAAAGGAGGCCUUGAGUUGAUAUUUAAAAGAAGGAGUUCGUCCUGGUGUGCUGCUUCCUUUCCUGCCACUACUUUUUGAGUAAAAAACUCCUCUUUGGUUUAAUUCAUAUUCAACUUUCUCUAGCAGAAUUAGACUUUCAUUUCUAUUUCUUCAAAUCCAGCAUGACAUGUGUCAAGAAGCGAACCCAUCAAAGAAAAGUUCGAAAAUCCUGUUUUGGCGAAUUCAAUGUUUCCAUAUAGAUGACCUUCCCUCCGGGCAGGAAAUCAUAUAUUGAAUAGAGGGUACUCCACCUCUGUAGAGGAUACAACACAUUGAAAUAAAGGAAUUGGUGGAUCUCUCCCAUCAGACAGAUCAACGGCACCGGGCAUGGGAUACACAGGCAGGAGAGCCGAUUUGACCGCGCAGACUAAAUGAGCGCCAUUUUUUUAAAGCGAAAGCGCUGUGCCAACUUGCGUACAAGAUUUAUAUGUGGAUUUGAUACUAUAGUCAAAUCCUCUUCAUAAGUCCUUUCUUACAGGCUAUUCAAGGUCUAUUGGCUUUCUUGCUUAUGCGGUACUUCGAAGGCUAAGCCUCGUUUAUGCACCGAGAAAGAUCGUCGGUAGGAAAGCUCUGUUAUGCACCAACGAGGGCCCACUUCCCUAUAUGCGCUUAGGGAAGGGGAAAAGCUUGAUUCUCAUAGAUUAGACAAUACACAUGUGCAAACAAGAAAAUCAAACUAUCUUCUUAUUGAUACUAUAUAUUUCUCCUUUCCCCUAUAGAUCCACCUUUCUUCAAAAUAAAGAUAUAGCAACUAAAAGAAAGCUAAAUCGAAUCGGAAUAGGAUAAAGAACGCACGAAGGAUCAGAGAGAAAGAGGAUUCUAAAAGCUCAAAGCAUAGAAGACUAGAUUGUCAGACUCGGAGGUAGCAGUAAGAUCUCUGUCUCCAGAGAAGGCAUGAGGGUUUUCUAAAAGUCUCCUCUCAUUACUUAUGGAUAAAGCUCUUAAGCUUAAGCUUUUACGAACGGAAAGAUCUUCCCAUUCUAAAUAAGAAUGAGAGUCUUUCAACUAGAUGUGCUCCUUUGGCUGGGUUUGAGAGAGAGAGCGUGAGAUAGUUGGUCUAAUAACUAGUCCAACUUCCUUGUAUCUGAAAGCGAUG
Molecule: messenger RNA, 4273 nt
Organism: Lycium ferocissimum
Lineage: Eukaryota; Viridiplantae; Streptophyta; Magnoliopsida; Solanales; Solanaceae
Product: cytochrome c oxidase subunit 2
Exons: 2
Coding region: 265-1047 (260 amino acids)
Biological process (GO): ATP synthesis coupled electron transport
Cellular component (GO): membrane
Molecular function (GO): copper ion binding; cytochrome-c oxidase activity
Source: RefSeq, a predicted model, not a curated record